Messenger RNA from Sceloporus undulatus (fence lizard), 11098 nucleotides. It is a transcript of the gene SLC4A4, whose product is annotated as solute carrier family 4 member 4. The record is from RefSeq and is a predicted model, not a curated record. Lineage: Eukaryota; Metazoa; Chordata; Lepidosauria; Squamata; Phrynosomatidae. Gene Ontology annotation, cellular component: basolateral plasma membrane; plasma membrane. The transcript is spliced from 27 exons. Gene Ontology annotation, molecular function: monoatomic anion transmembrane transporter activity; solute:inorganic anion antiporter activity; sodium:bicarbonate symporter activity. Gene Ontology annotation, biological process: transmembrane transport; monoatomic anion transport; regulation of intracellular pH. Bases 768 to 4124 code for a protein of 1118 amino acids.
UUUGCAUUCCACGGGCGACUUCUUUUUUCUUUUUUUCCCGCCAGGAAGGAAGGAGGGAAGGAGGAGAAAAAGCUGAAAAGAAGAAGGGGGAAGGAUGAAGGAGAGAAAGAAAAAGGAGGGGUUUUUGGUGUCUGUUUUUGAAAGAGGGACCCACGCUUUCGCCUCCUCUUUCCCUUCUUUUUCCCCCGCCAGGAAGGUUUGUGUCUGAAGGGAAGAAGAAGAAGAAAGAAAAGGGGAAAAGAAAAAGAAAGAAAGGAAGGAAAAGAGGCGGUGUUUUGGCUUCCCAUUGAAACGAGCGACCCACGCCUUCUCUUCCUCUUUCCCCCUUCUCUCCUUCUCUCUCUCUCUCUCUCUUUUUGGUGUGUGAAGGGAAGAAGAAGAAAAAGAGAAAAAGGAAGGAAAGAAGGAAGAAAAAGUGCCGGUGUUUUGGGUUCCCAGUGAAGGAAAGGAGACCCUUCUUCGCCUCCUUUUUCUUCCUUUUGAGUUCCCUCUUUCUUUUUCUUUUUUCCCGCCAGGAAGGCUGUGUGGAAAGAAGGAAGGAAGAAAGGAAGGAAGGAAGGAAGGAAGGAAGGAAGGAAGGAAAGUGUGAAUAAAAGAGAGGAGGCAGAGGCUCGGCUUUGGCUUGUCUUGAAGCCCCUUUCCCCCUCAGGACCCCUCUCUUUCGCCCUCCUUUUUGGACUCAGCCUGGAGCCUUAGACCCGGAGGAAGAAGAAGAGAAGCGGCACCCAGAAGAGGAGAGAAAGAGAGAGAGAGAGAGCAGCCCAGCCAUGGAGGAGAGGCGCAAAGGAGACCCCCGAAGGAUGGAGGAUGAGGCGGUGUUGGAUAGAGGGGCCUCCUUCCUUAAGCAUGUCUGCGAUGACGAGGAGGUGGAAGGUCAUCACACAGUGUACAUUGGAGUCCACGUGCCUAAAAGUUAUCGGAGAAGGAGAAGACACAAAAGAAAGCCCAAGGAGAAAAAAGAAAAGGAGAAAAUUUCUGAAAACUCUGACAAGUCUGACAUCGAAAAUGCUGAUGAGACAAGCAGUAGCAUCCUCAAGCCGCUCAUCUCCCCUGCCGCUGAACGCAUCCGCUUCAUUUUGGGUGAAGAUGAUGAUAGCCCCGCACCACCCCAGCUCUUCACGGAACUGGAUGAGCUACUGGCGGUUGAUGGGCAAGAGAUGGAGUGGAAGGAGACAGCAAGGUGGAUUAAGUUUGAGGAAAAAGUGGAACAGGGAGGAGAGAGGUGGAGUAAACCCCAUGUGGCCACACUGUCCCUUCACAGUUUGUUUGAGUUGAGGACAUGCAUAGAGAAAGGAUCAAUCUUGCUUGAUUUGGAGGCAUCAUCACUUCCUCAGGUAGUAGAGAUGGUUGUUGACAAUCAGAUUGAGACGGGCCUGUUGAAGCUUGACAUGAAGGACAAAGUAACCUACACGCUGCUCAGGAAGCAUCGGCACCAGACCAAAAAAUCCAACCUACGAUCCUUGGCUGACAUCGGAAAGACUGUCUCCAGUGCAAGUAGGAUGUUUACCAACCCCGAUAAUGCCCGCAGCCCGCUUGAGAGUUCUGUGCCCUGCCUAGCAACCCGCACAUUGGAUGAUGAAAUCCGGGUUCAGCGCAGCCCCAGCGUGGGAUGGCUAAGCAGCCCAGCCAUGACGCACAGAAACCUGACUUCCUCUAGUUUGAAUGACAUCUCUGACAAACCUGACAAAGAGCAGCUGAAGAAUAAAUUCAUGAAGAAAUUACCUCGAGAUGCUGAGGCCUCCAAUGUAUUGGUCGGAGAAGUAGACUUCUUGGAAGCCCCUUUCAUUGCCUUCGUUCGGCUGCAGCAAGCAGUUAUGCUCGGUGCUCUCACAGAAGUUCCUGUACCUACUCGGUUUCUUUUUAUUUUGCUGGGUCCCAAAGGCAAAGCUAAAUCAUACCACGAGAUUGGCCGAGCCAUUGCUACCCUGAUGUCAGAUGAGGUAUUCCAUGAUAUUGCCUAUAAAGCCAAAGACAGGCAGGACCUGAUCGCUGGGAUUGAUGAAUUCCUAGAUGAAGUAAUUGUACUUCCACCUGGGGAGUGGGAUCCUGCCAUCAGGAUAGAACCCCCCAAAUCACUCCCAUCAUCUGACAAAAGGAAAAACAUGUAUUCAGGUGGUGAGAAUGUGCAGAUGAAUGGUGACACCCCUCAUGAUGGGGGAAAUGGAGGUGGCGGACAUGGGGAUUGUGAGGAGUUGCAACGAACUGGCAGAUGUUUUGGAGGUUUGAUCAAAGACAUCAAGAGGAAAGCCCCUUUCUUUGCCAGUGACUUUUAUGACGCAUUCAACAUCCAAGCACUAUCUGCCAUUCUCUUCAUCUAUCUUGCUACUGUAACUAAUGCCAUCACUUUUGGAGGCCUACUUGGAGAUGCAACAGAAAACAUGCAGGGCGUGUUGGAAAGCUUUCUCGGUACAGCUGUUUCAGGAGCUGUCUUUUGCCUUUUCGCUGGCCAACCCCUCACUAUACUGAGCAGCACUGGGCCUGUUUUGGUCUUUGAACGGCUUUUAUUUAAUUUUAGCAAAGAUAAUGGUUUUGAUUAUCUGGAGUUUCGCCUCUGGAUUGGCUUGUGGUCAGCCUUCCUGUGUCUCUUUCUGGUUGCUACUGAUGCCAGCUUUUUGGUCCAGUACUUCACCCGUUUCACGGAAGAAGGAUUCUCUUCCUUGAUCAGCUUCAUCUUCAUCUAUGAUGCAUUCAAGAAGAUGAUCAAAUUAGCAGAUUAUUACCCCAUCAAUUCCCAUUUUAAAGUAGACUACAUUACACUUUAUUCCUGUACCUGCAUGCCACCAGAUCCAGUUAAUGGCUCAUUAUCCAAUGAGACAGCCACACCAUCAGCUUAUUGGUCUGCAAAUAACUCUGCUGACAUGCACAACGGCACAAUUGACUGGUCAUCUUUGCCAAAGAAGGCAUGCUUGAAAUACGGAGGAGUCCUGGUGGGCAACAAUUGCAAAUAUGUUCCCGACAUUACUCUCAUGUCAUGUAUCCUCUUCUUGGGUACCUACACCUGCUCUAUGGCUUUGAAGAAAUUCAAGACCAGUCGUUACUUCCCAACUACUGCAAGGAAGUUGAUCAGUGACUUUGCCAUUAUUCUUUCCAUUCUGAUUUUCUGUGGAAUUGAUGCUCUGGUAGGUGUGGAUACACCGAAACUCCUUGUGCCAAGUGAAUUCAAGCCAACGAGCCCCCACAGAGGCUGGUUUGUUCCACCUUUUGGAGGGAACCCCUGGUGGGUCUACCUGGCAGCUGCCAUCCCUGCCCUGUUGGUGACGAUCCUCAUCUUCAUGGACCAGCAAAUCACAGCUGUUAUUGUCAACCGGAAAGAGCAUAAACUCAAGAAAGGUGCUGGCUAUCAUCUUGAUCUUUUCUGGGUGGCUGUGCUGAUGAUUAUAUGCUCCUUCAUGGGUCUGCCAUGGUAUGUUGCUGCUACUGUGAUCUCCAUUGCACACAUUGACAGCUUGAAGAUGGAGACAGAGACAUCAGCACCUGGCGAGCAGCCCAAGUUCCUUGGUGUAAGGGAGCAGAGAGUGACUGGAAUUAUCGUGUUUGUACUGACCGGCGUUUCAGUCUUCAUGGCUCCUAUCUUGAAGUUUAUCCCCAUGCCUGUGCUCUAUGGAGUGUUUCUAUAUAUGGGUGUCGCAUCACUUAAUGGAGUGCAGUUCAUGGAUCGUCUGAAAUUGCUCUUGAUGCCUCUCAAGCACCAGCCUGACUUUAUCUACCUACGGCAUGUGCCCCUCCGCCGAGUCCACCUCUUUACUUUCCUCCAGGUGGUAUGCCUGGCUCUCCUUUGGAUCUUGAAGUCUACAGUGGCUGCUAUUAUAUUCCCAGUCAUGAUCCUGGCACUCGUGGCGGUCAGAAAGGCCAUGGACUACUUCUUCUCCCAGCAUGACCUCAGUUUCCUCGAUGACGUCAUUCCAGAAAAGGACAAGAAGAAGAAGGAGGAUGAGAAGAAAAAGAAGAAAAAGAAAGGCAGCUUGGAUAGUGAUAAUGAUGAUUCUGACUGCCCUUACUCAGAAAAAGUCCCAAGUAUUAAAAUUCCAAUGGACAUCAUGGAACAGGAACCUUUCCUAAGUGAUAGCAAACCUUCCGACAGAGAAGAAUCACCAACAUUCCUUGAACGCCAUACUUCAUGCUGAUAAAAUUCCUUACCUCCACUCCCACACAAUGCCAAGCCCUCCACGAACUCCAAUGAAAGUUGUGCCUCAAAUUAGAAUAGAACUUGAUCCUGAAGAUGGUGGUUAUUUCUGGAGGAGCAAGGGAACAGAAACUACUUUGUAACUUGUCCAUUAAGCUUCUGCUGAACUGGCUUUUUUCAUUCUUCUUUUUCCCUCUGUAUCACUAGCCAAAUAUUCAAUUGUUCCCUGCCUACGGGAAUGCAAGACAUAUGACACCCCUCUCUAUUGGAUCUUUCUUCCUCCCUCCACUUGGUAUUUUUUUUUUCUUCUCAAUCCAUCUCUUUCUUUCAUCCUGACCAAUACAUGUGGAUUUUUAUCUGUCUAUAUAUAGGUUUUUGCCUUGUCAACCAUACGCAUACAUACUUGUCCUCUGGAGCUUUUCACCAGAGGAUGGAAGCAUUAUCAUGGCUUUGUGAAAAUGUCAGCGGAACUGUUAUUAUUUGGGGGUUGUUGGGUUGUUUGUUUGGUUUUUUUUUUUUUUAGUUUUGAAUCAGUGUUUUUCUUUCUAUUCUUAUUUUUGGUUAUUUUUUAAAAAUAUAUCUCUAGCAGAACAAAACUGACCUCCAGGCUAAUUCCCCAUAGUUCUAUACUUCUGGAAAAAAAUGCUGCUAAUCUUAAUCCGCUGGUAACGUCAACUUUGCUUCUUUAGUCUCAAGCACAGAAAAUGAAAAUGGUACAUCAUUGCACAGACAAACUGUUUUUCUUUGCCAGCCUCUGUAUAGCGUGUGUUUUGGAAUCAACCCUGUCCUAUGCAACUUUUAUUCUGUAACACUUCAGUGGAUUCUUAACCUGUCAGCUGCGUUGGCAAGUGUUAUUCUUAUUUCCUAGAUGGCAUCUGUUUUAAAUUAUGGGGGCCUAACCUGCAACUUAUAUUUUUUGUCAAUUUUUUAACCAUUUUUUAAAAGAUUACUGUAAAGAAAAAUGACUUUUUUUUCCUGCAGCAGGAAACGUAUAGUUUUGAGUAGUUCUACCUCUUAUUUCUAGAUGUUGGACUUUCUCUUUAAAAAUGAAAAGACAAAAAAACAAGAAAGAUUUAAUAAUAAUAUUAAUAAUAAUAAUAAUAAUAAUUGUAUAGUAUGUUAUAUAAUGUGAUUUUUACAAAAAAAGAACAAAAAAUAGAAAGAAAAAAUACACACUCUCAAGGGUAUAUGGCAUAGCUAUAUUAACAUCUUUUGUUGCAGAAUGCCUGCUCUUUCUCUCUUUCGCCUCUUCCUUCAAUUUGUAUCUUCUUCUUAGCCAUCUGACCUGAUCUGAUUUUGUCACACAAUUCUUAGCGGAGUCUUUUUUCGAAGCAUCUGGCAUUAUCUUCUUUGAAUUGCUGCCAUGGUGCCUGCCUUCAUCUAAUAAGAGACUUCUGCUGACCUCCUGCAUAGUCCCCAAUAAUAGGAAGAGGGCAUAUGCAGUGGUAAUGCAAUCUGAGUUACUUUCAGACAGGAAUGAGUAUUGUUGCAUGAGCAGAUGUAGACUGUAGUCAUGUGUUGAUUUUCCUUUAUUGAUAGCAUUAUUUCAUUUGUACCAACUUGCAGGCACUCUGUGUGUGUGUGUGUGUGUGUCCACACUUGCGGAUUUAACAUAAAGUAGAGUGGAAAUGAUUUGAGGGGAGGGUUUGUUAAAGCCUUAAUUAUCGGUCUACAUACUCUAGCUCAAGCGUAGCAAAUAUUAUGUAGUGUGGAUUUCAGGCCUAUUAGACAAGGUUGAUAGGCUGGCUUUAUGCCACUCCAUUUUUGUUAUGUUCUCAGAUUUCAUUUUGAAUCAAUCGUAAACAUUCAUGAUGUAUCUUAUUCUGGGCUGUACCAUUUCUGACUGCAUACGGAGAUCUCAUCUUUGAAUGUUUCUCUGCAGAAAUCUCCCCAAGGUGUGCUUAGGGAUAUAACAUAUGUGUGAGAAUAGCUGGGGGCUGAUUUCAGCCCUCCUCUGUUCUCUUCUCCUUUCUCUGUGCAGAGAGUAGGGAUGUAAAUCUUUGCUUGCUUUGUUCUCACAUGUGAGAAUGAAACAUUGUUCGAAUGAUAUUUGCUUUUGUGACAUUUUUGUGAAAAAAAUUGCAAAGUUUUUUUUUGCACAAAAGCAGUUUUUUUGUACAAAAUGUGUUUUGUGCAAAAUUGCUGCUUGUUGAAUAAAAUGUAGUGCUUUUUGUACUCUUUGCUUUUGCACAAAAAUGUAUUGCACACACAAAGAAGCACCUCAGUAUUUUCUAAGAAGCCCCCCAAAUGAAUUAAAUACAUACAGCCAUGUGAGUGCUGGCCUUUUAGUGCUCAUGUGAGGAUAAAAAUAUCUCACACUGGAUGACUUUCUUUUUAGUGGGGGGUCUAAACAUGUUGAAGAUGAUAAAACCCAUAAACAUUAUUUAUUAUUUAUAUCCCUUGAAUGGAGUAAUUGGUUUGAAGUAAGGUUUAAAAUGUGAUAUCCCUCACCUAAAACUCAUUAAAUAAUAAGCAGCUUCACAUAAUUCUGCUGUAAGGGCAAUGGGAUAGACACUAUUUCAGUAUAUAGGGAGAGGGAGAGAGAGAGAGACUAGCAUAUACCCAUACACAUAACCACAUUCAUAUAUACCUAAUGGCUGUUAAAUAAUUAGAAACUGACUCAGUAGUUUUCAGAAAAUCCCACAUUGUUUUGGUAAGGGAGUGCGGCAGUGACCAUAGUCCAGAGUAGUGGUUCCCAAACUUUGGUCCUCCAGAUGUUUGGGAUUUCAGUUUCCACAUUUCCUGACUAUUGGCUGACUUGGCUGGGGUUACUUGGACUUGAAGUUCAAAACACCUGUGGAGUACUAAAGUUUGAGAACCACUGGUUCAGAGCAAUCUCUGUAGACCUGAGCAGCAUCUUAGGCACAUGCCCCAGUCUUCUCCCUCCCCCUCCAACUUAGAUUAAAACUCCCCUAAAUUUUGUGGGCAUUUUGUUGUGCUGUUGCAGAUGUUGUCUCUGCUCCCAGAGCACAGCCUUCCAGAUUAGAGCUGCUGAGCUGACAUUAAGUCUGUUUCUACAUGCACUUUCAGACAACGGUCAUUUACUUUUACAAUGAAGUGCAUAAUUUUUGAACCUGUCUACAUGGCCAACUCAUUGCAGACUCCAGUUGUUACAAGUUGGAAACAGCAUAAUGUAUUUUAGACAUCUCAGUAAACUAAAGGUGUAGAUAGUUUCAGCAUUAUCGGGGGGGAAAAAACUACUGCUAUAUGGAAACACAGAUGAAUCAAUAUCCUGGCUUAAGGAGGUUUGCUGAAAGGGCCACCAUAUUCAUGCCAAAGUAAAUAGUAAAAAAAGCACAGAAGUAAACAGAAUUGUAAAACCAGCAGCAAUUUGCAGUGUAACACUUCCAUGCACUCACUUGUAUACACAUUCAGACCAUUUCCCAUUUGGUAGUCUCCAGUGGUCAGUCUCUCCCAGCAAGGGUGUUCCAUUCCUAUACCCUAUUAAAUAUACUUGAAUUCCUUCAGUAACAUUUGACUGUUCAGCACAUCUUCUGUUGAAUAUGUCAUAUACAGAGGCCUACAUUGUACAGGAAACAUAACAAAGAAGUAUGUUUUGGUUAUUUAUACUAGUUUGAGAAGGGACAGGGGACAAGAAGCUUGAUAUGUUGCAUUGCAUGCAUUCCUGGCAUUAGUAGCAUUUGGCUACCUGAUUUAUUUAUUUAUUUGCUUUGGAUUACUAAGCACUAUGAGUGUAUUUACAUUAUAGCAUAUGUUGGUACUAUUACACCAAUUUAAGUGGUACAGUUUCCUUCUGCAGUGAAUCUGGGGGAUUGCUGUUGGAUGAGGGUCCAGGAGAUCUUCUGUCGGGGCCACAAUUUUCCUCAACACUACCACACAGUUGCAGAAUCCCACAUGGGAAGAAGGAAUGCCUAUUCAACCAAGAAUGCAUAAUUGAGAGAUAUACCCAAAAUAUUUUUGAACCACAGGAAAAGAGCACUUUCUUGUGUAGCAUGACUUACAUAAAGUGGUUUGUGGAGGACGUUUGGUUCUCCUGUUGUAAUAAUCCUUCUUGCCUAGGUUGCCAAAGUCACAGCUCCCCUGUUUUUAAUAGGAGGGUAUAGGUGAGGAGGAACUAUCAGGACCUGAUGUGGCAAAAGUUUAAGAGUGAAUGAGACAUGAGAGCAUAGAGACAGCUGUUGAAAAAUACUCUUGUGUGUGGUCAUAUAUGGCUUAGAGGACAUAGCACAGUAAAGUCUUUAAACCUAGGCACCUCACAUGUUUUCCCUUUAAAAAGUGACCAUUAAGGUCCCAGAAGAUUCUGUUGUCACCAUUUACUGGACUAAAGAUUCCAGAAGUUUCUGGUGCCACCAUUUACUUGACUACUGUUAAUGUGGAGUGGGAGGAGGGAGAUGGGGAGCAGACUUUCAGAUUCCAUAAAGGUAUUCAAAAUUUUACCUUUUAAAAAAGGGCUUCUUUGCAGCCUAGAAACUUGCUAUCUUAUCCUGUUCUGUCUUGCUCUACACAACAACUUCUUACUUUCUUUCAGUUAGUCUCUAAGGUGCUACAAAAUCUCUCUAAUAUUUGCCCUACACAGUUUCAGUUGCAAUCCUAAUAAUACUGGUUAGGGCAUAACACACUGAAUGCAGCGGGAGUUAUUUCCAAGUAUAGAUUCAGACUGUUGGUCAAGUGAAGGGUCAUGGUGUCCAUAGUUUUGAGAACUAUGGAUCCAGGAUGGAGCCCCUCUGACCUAUGGGUUUGAUGUGGCCUGCUAGGCUAGCUCAUCAGUCCUAAAGGCCUUUUGGAUGAAGGCCUGCCGUUCAUCUUAAGGCCUACCGCUCAAAAGGAGAAUGGGCAGGAGAGUGACUGAACCAAGGUCUUAAGGACACAGCUCUGUUGUUCCACUUCUCCCUCCUUUUCCCAUGUGGAGCAAAGCCAUCUGUGCACUCAGCUAGUACUUCAGAGUGCUCAGUCCCCAAGUUUAGCCUGCUCCUGUAAGUGUCAGCUUAGUUGGCAUCACUUGAAGGCUACCUUUCCCUUGUGGAGGAGUAAAGGUGCCUCAGCUGAGGUGCCAUUUUGAGGUGUGAUUCCUCCAUCCACCUGCCUUGUUGAGCUCCAUCUAUAUGCCUUGUUGCUCUGCCCCAAUACAAAUCAAAAGAUGCAGUUCAGAACCAUUACAAUAGCUUCACUUUUCUUAGUGGGAUGUCAGUUGAAAACCCCACACCUAAUCAUGACACACUUUUAAAGACUUUGAUAUCAUAUCUCAUGGACUUUCUUAAUAUUUAUAAUAACCUUUUGGAACUCUUUUGUGCAGCGUUAACUAUAUUGUGGCCUCUGCCUGAUCCUGGCCUGCUCCUCCCAGGUUUUGUGCUGCUCCUGGUGUUUGGUAGGGCUCCAGUCCCAAGCACCAGACAAGCAUGUGCACACAAGUCACAGUCUUGAAAACAAGCAGGCAGGGCAGGAUUGGGGCACUUCCACCUUCUAAAGGGGAUGGACCCCCCCCCCCUUGUCAUUCUUACUGGCAUUGCUGGUAUUAAAGUGAUCCUUUAGAUCAGACUAAUUGCUCCUGCAAGAAGAAUAUAUGGAGCUUUCACUAUAGAAGGGCAGGGAAAAUGCCACACCAUGCUCUGUCUAGGAAGAAUCCUGUCCAAAAAUGACUCCAUGGCUGUGAGUGUGUGUCACUAGCCUUAAAGGAGUUAUGGGAGCAGCAAAGAAACUUGGGGAGGGGGGUAAAGAAGAGGGAAAUAUUGACUUAUUAGGCUCAGUCAGCAAGCUUGAUGGGAUCUUACUGAUGAUGAUGAUGAUGAUAAUGAUGAUGUUGACUGUAUCCCCCUCCCACAGGUAGGAAUAUACAAUUAAAGUACACUUGAAAGAUAUCCAUCUAACCUCUGUUUAAAGAUCUCCAUAGAAGGUCAGUCAACCACCUUCCAAGGCAGUCUUUUCCAUUGUGAACAGCUCUUACCACCAGGAGGUGCUCCCUAAUAUUCAGUGUGUUUUUUCUUCUAAUUUGAAUCCAUUGCUUCAUAUUAUAGUCUCAGGAGCAGCAGAAAACAAGCUCACUCCAUCUUCUACAUGACAUCACUUCAGAUCUUUAAAGUUAUGAUGGUUACCUCUCAAUCUUCCCUUCUACAGGCUCACCAUACCUAGCUGCCUAAGCUGUUCCUUAUAAAGCUUGGUUUCGAGACCAAGUGGACUGGAAAGCAUGAUGGGAACAGAACUUGGAAAAGUUUUGUGUACUACAAUUCCUAGAAUCACUUGACCAGCGUAGCCCAGCUUGUUGGGGGUUUGGGGAGUUAUGGUCCAGAAGAGUCACUAUUUGAGGCUCUUCUUAGGAAAUCUUAAACAGUCUAAAUCCAGUGAGGAAUCAUAACAUUUUAUUUGGCAUAAGUGUUCAUAAACUUCAUCAGAUGCAUGUCUUAGGAAGGCAUGUUGCUCAGACCAAGCCCAUGGACAUGCUUUGCAAACACGCUUCUCCUCAGGACUAAUAUUCGUGAAUUUUUAAGAGCCAGAGAUGACUAUCCCAGACCUACAAUGUGAACAUACUGCCUGCCUGUCUCUCUCUGUCCAUCUUUUUGUCUCUUUUCUUUAAUAACCUCCCAGAUACAGUAUGUGUAUGCAUUAUUUCUCAGAAUCAAGAUGCACUUUCAGAUACAUUUUAUUGUUGUUGUUGUUAUUGCUAUGUUAUUUGUUCAUUUUCAACUGUUAAAAGUCUGUAUUUGCUUUGAAUGAAUGAUGUAUUAAGAAAAACACAGCCACUUUAUUUUGAAAUGAAGAAGAUCAACACAGUAGAACAAACCGGAUUUUGUUUUUUGAAACACAAAAAGAGAAGGAAACAUUUCAAAUUGUUGAAUGAUUUUUCCCCAGUAAGAAGAAAAGUAAAACCAUGAAAUUACUUAUAACAUUAUAGGAUUUUACAGUUUUAUGAGGCUUUCUAUUGUGAAUUUUAUGGAAUCAAGAAAUGAAGAAGAUGAGAUAUUUUAGCAUUUAUAUUUUUCAAAUUAAAUGUAUACUGAAAAUAAAGUAACUUUAUGCAUU